AUUAAAGAAAGAUUCUACUGUCAAUGAGGACCUUAAAACCUCACUCAUUCAAGCAGGCAUCAAGUACAAUGACCAUGAACUAACAAAAAUAUUGCAGAAAUACUUCAUUGCAAUAAAAGAUAAAGCCUCAAGUGAGAGACUGAGAGAAGGUCUGGAGACAAAGACUACUACUGAUGGUGUUGAUCGUAAAAAGAGAGCUUCUACUUCAGACUGGGACUCAACAUCUAAUUCUAAUUAUAAUCUGGUACACUCAAGGUCUGGGAGGCAUCAAGAUGUUUCUAAAUAUCCAUAUCACAGAGGAUAUUUGUGGGCCACGGAGAUUGGAUAUCCUGAAAUACAUGCUGACAUAGCAGCAGGAGGGUUUGGAGGUGUUGGUAUUCCUGGUAUCAAACUGUAUGCACGAGCAAGGUUUGACCUUGUGGUCUGGAAAAAAACUUACACUGCACUUGACAUAAUAUUCUCAUAUGUGAGAAACUUCCCAGACCGUAACUCUGUCAGCACUUUGACAUACAAGCGUUACAUUAAGAUAGUUGGUUCCACACUCUUAAAUACAAUGAGCACAACAACAAGGACAUAUAAGUUCACUCGCUCAUGGCAAAAGACAGUUCCUUUUUUCCGAACAAAGUGUAGCUUCUUUAUUUAUGUAGGUAUUCUGGAUCUCACUCUCACUGGCCAAAUAUCUGGACAAAUGAAUUUCAAUGCAUUCAUUGGCCGUUUGGAUAAUGAUGUUAAUAUGAAAGCAUCAGCAAUGCUUGAGACAGGACCUACACUUACUAUUAUAGGAGAUGCUUCAGCUAAUAUAUUGCUCAAAUACAGAAUAGGUAUAGCAGUCUCAGCCUCCAUAUCCUAUACCAUAAAUCCAGAAGCAUCAACUUCAGUCUGUGGCUCAUCAUCACAGGAUGCUAAUGCAUGCUUUGAAGUUUAUGGUACGACUCAGGGAACUAUUAGUGUUUAUGCAUACUGGCAGUCUAGGAAAAUCUUGUGUAAACGGUUUAAGUGCAAGGUUUUUUGGACAGAAAAGAAAAAAUGGCCUAAACUAUCACAUACUUGGAGCCUAGUAAAUAGAAGAGAGAAAUUAUUUGGUCUGUGUUAUGCUUGUAAUUGUACUGGAAGGCAUUUCCUCAAUGUCCUUUGCAAGGGUAGCCAGUAUGGAGCCUCACGAUGCUCCUGUUCAACAAGAAGGUCAAAAUGUUAUUCUUCAAUCAUCAUUGAAAGCUGAUGUGAUCAUUUUAAUGGACUCCUCUUUUUUAUAGUUGAGUUUAAGCUUUUUAUUAGUGUAGCAUA
Amphimedon queenslandica is the source of this 1284-nucleotide messenger RNA. RefSeq lists its product as uncharacterized. NCBI's taxonomy places the organism in Eukaryota, Metazoa, Porifera, Demospongiae, Haplosclerida, Niphatidae. The record is from RefSeq and is a predicted model, not a curated record. The coding region runs from base 554 to 1219 and encodes 221 amino acids. The transcript is spliced from 3 exons.